GCUUCCUUCCUUUCUCUCUCCCCCCCCCCAUUCUCCUCUUCCUACCGCCGUGCCAUAGAGUCGGGCCGCCCGCUGUCACAGAGCGGCCCGGAGGGAGGCUAGAAGGGCCGUGCGGGGCUAUGGCGGCGGCCAGGCUCUGCUCCCUGCCCGGGCGGGCUCUGUGCCGGCACGUUUUGGGGUCGGUGAGGCUGCAGCGGGGCUACCGCGGGGACUCCCCGACGGACUCGGGGAAGGACGUGCUGGAGAUCCCCUUGCCCCCCUGGCAGGAGCGUCCUGAUGAGCCGCUGGAGACCAAGAGAGCCCGGCUGCUGUAUGAGAGCCGGAAGAGGGGGAUGCUGGAGAACUGCAUCCUGCUCAGCCUCUUUGCGAAGGAGAACCUGAACCGCAUGAGCGAGCAGCAGCUGAACCUCUACGACCGGCUCAUCAACGAGCCCAGCAACGACUGGGACAUUUACUACUGGGCCACAGAAGCGAAGCCCGCACCGGCCGAGUUCGAGAACGACGUGAUGGCCAUGCUGAGGGAGUUUGCCAAGAACAAGAAGAGGGAGCAGAGGCUGCGGCAGCCGGACCUGGAGUACCUCUUUGAGUCACCCCGCUGACGAGGAGGCCGCCUUCUCCCUUCCCAUACCCUGGAGCAGAGGAGGGACACGGGGCCCUGUGGAAACACUGGUGCUGCUGCCCUCCCUGUGGCUCUCCUCCUCCUCCUCCGGCAGCAGCUCCCUCGGACUCUCAGGGCACGAUGAAUAAAGCCGUGGCUGCUA
This is a messenger RNA of Harpia harpyja (harpy eagle), 761 nucleotides long. It is a transcript of the gene SDHAF2, whose product is annotated as succinate dehydrogenase complex assembly factor 2. The record is from RefSeq and is a predicted model, not a curated record. Bases 120 to 599 code for a protein of 159 amino acids. The transcript is spliced from 4 exons. Gene Ontology annotation, biological process: protein-FAD linkage; mitochondrial electron transport, succinate to ubiquinone; mitochondrial respiratory chain complex II assembly. Gene Ontology annotation, cellular component: mitochondrion. Lineage: Eukaryota; Metazoa; Chordata; Aves; Accipitriformes; Accipitridae.